GCUGUCACUACUGUCGCUGCGACCACACAGGCGGCCACGACUACCGUUCCAACCACACAGGCGGCUACUACUGUCGUUCUAACCACACAGGCGGCUACUACUGUCGUUUCAACCUCUCAGGGGGCUACUACUCUCUCUCCGACGACUCAGGCUGUCACUACUGUUGCUGCGACCACACAGGCGGCUACUACUGUCGCUCCAACCACACAGGCGGCUACUACUGUCGUUCCAACCACUCAGGGAGCUACUACUGUCGUCCCAACCACUCAGGGGGCUACUACUGUCUCUCCGACGACUCAGGCUGUCACUACUGUCGCUGCGACCACACAGGCGGCCACGACUACCGUCCCAACCACACAAGCGGCUACUACUGUCGGCCCAACCACUCAGGGGGCUGCUACUGUCUCUCCGACGACUCAGGCUGUCACUACUGUCGUUCAAACCACACAGGCGGCUACUACUGUCGUUCCAACCACACAGGCGGCUACUACUGUCGUUCCAACCACUCAGGGAGCUACUACUAUCUCUCCGACGACUCAGGCUGUCACUACUGUCGUUCAAACCACACAGGCGGCUACUACUGUCGUUCCAACCACACAGGCGGCUACUACUGUCGUUCCAACCACUCAGGGAGCUACUACUGUCGUCCCAACCACUCAGGGGGCUACUACUGUCUCUCCAACGACUCAGGCUGUCACUACUGUCGCUACGACCACACAGGCGGCCACGACUACCGUUCCAACCACACAGGCGGCUACUACUGUCGUCCCAACCACUCAGGGGGCUACUACUGUCUCUCCGACGACUCAGGCUGUCACUACUGUCGCUGCGACCACACAGGCGGCUACUACUGUCGUUCCAACCACUCAGGGGGCUACUACUGUCGUUCCAACCACUCAGGGAGCUACUACUGUCGUCUCAACCACUCAGGGGGCUACUACUGUCUUUCCGACGACUCAGGCUGUCACUACUGUCGCUGCGACCACACAGGCGGCUACUACUGUCGCUCAAACCACUCAGGCGGCUACGACCACCGUCCUGACCACUCAGGCGGCUACGACCGCCGUCCUGACCACUCAGGCGGCUACCAGCGUCGUUCCGACCACUCGGGCGGCUACAACUGUCGCUGUGGCCACACAGGCUGUCACCACUGUGCCUCCGACCACUCAAGUUCCGACCACUACCCAGGCUCCCCCCUAA
Messenger RNA from Perkinsus marinus ATCC 50983, 1200 nucleotides. RefSeq lists its product as hypothetical. The record is from RefSeq and is a predicted model, not a curated record. Lineage: Eukaryota; Perkinsozoa; Perkinsida; Perkinsidae. The transcript has a single exon. The annotation marks the transcript as partial.